CACAGAUUUACUCUUUGUAAACUUUGGUUUUCGAUUUGGCAAUUCUCUUCUCGGAUUAUCAGGGGCAAUAGCUGAAUUUCUGUCAAUGAUUCACUGUUCAAAAUAGCAACUGAAUGCCAGGAUAUUCAACUCCAUCAAAAAACCUAAGAGAAAAAAUUAGUUGGGAAACAUGUGGACUUGUAAAGAUCUAUGUAUUUUUCUAUUGUACACUUUCCAUUUUUUCUCACAUUUAUCCAUUGGAACAGGAGAAGAAAGUGCUGACAUUCCAUUAUCCCACAGGUAAGGGCUAAAAAGAAACUGUAUACAUAUAUACAUAUACAAGAUAAUGUGAAUACAUAACUGAAAAAUGUACUAAGAAUUAGUCCCCAUACCAUCUCUCGACUCUAUUAGAGAGGUGUCUGCAACACAACAUUGGUUUUCUAUGGAUUUCUAUUGUAUAUGUUUAGAUACUGUUCCAUAGUAUAUGUGUGACUUUUAAUUGUGUUGUGAAAGAAAGGAUUCUCCUAUUUUUUUCUUCUGGGACAACUUUAGUAUCAGGAUUACGCAUUUUUUGCAGUUUUGAUUAAAAAAUAGGACAUCCAGUAGUACUUUUGUGAGUGAUUGCAGUUUGUAUAUUUCAGAAUCAAACUGUGAAUCAUUUUCUUAAAAUAGCAAUGUUUACAGAGUUUUGCAAAGUUUUGCUGUGCGUGGAAGUGGAAUACAGGCAAAUUUAAGACAUCUUGGACGAGUUUUCCAUGGGGAUAGAAUGGAAUGAAUUUUAUUAUAUUUUAGCUAUUUCCAGACAUUGCAUGUAAAGUUGCAUUGAUUCUGGAAUGAUUAAAUCAAAGGGUAAAUGGUCUAUUUGAUCCCAAUGCACACCAGAGUCUCUUUUCUACAUAUGAACGAAGACUACACUUACAUUCUGACAAUUUCCCAAAUUUAGCUUUUUCAAAUUGAAGCUGAAUUACGCAAUUAUGCAUGACAGAUUUAAAUCUUCCCAGUGGGCCCAGAUAUUCCUUUCGAGACUUACGUGAAGGUCCAAGAUCAAAUUUAGUCAUAGAAUAAAUGUGUUACAACUCCUAUCAAACAGUAUCUUGAUUCUAAGUGGCAUUUGCAGAGUUGCCAAGAUAAUGUAAUGAAUGAAAAAAGAAUUUGGCUUACUAAUUUGAAAUACUAAUUGCUAUUUGUUUUUCUGUUUUUGAUAUAUAUUUUCUGAAGACAGGUAAUUGUGUCAGUUGUUGUAUUUGAUUGAAAAUUAAUUCAAUACAUUAUCAGCAAAUUUCCUAUAAAUGCAUUUACAAAAUUCAAAACCUUUACACCCACAGAUUUCUUUUUUCUUUCUGCCCCAUUUUAUUAGAAUCAUUAACUCAAUGGUUAUAAACAGUUCCUCUACAGGUUUUAUCUGUUUAUUUAUUAUUUUUUCAGAAUACAUAAAAACCGAGCACAGCGCACAAAACCAGACCUGAACAAUAAAAAAAAAAAUCUAUACCAUAAGAUAUAGUUUUCCCAUGGAGGAAUCCUACACAACUAAUUUAAACAACUCUGAAAUAAAAGUCGCACUUUAUAGGCCUGGCUGCAUUUUAUCAUGUUUUUUGGUUUUUUUUAAUCAAAGUUGUAACAAAACAAUGUUAAAAUGUAGUAUUUUCACUAUAAAAUUUUUUGUUUUUUUAUUUGAUUACACCUGAAACAAAAUUUUGUUCCAAAAUAACUAAUUAAAAUAAAGAAAAUUAACUCUGAUUCACAUAAUAUUUCUGCAGGAUUUACUGGCAUUGCUUUUCCCAAAUAACAUAGGGUUUAUUUACUUAACACUGUACGGUGGUAAAUCCUAAACAAGAUUGCAAAAUUUAGGCCAAAAUAAAGUCUUUGCAAAAUAUGUCCAGCCCGGCUAUAGACACACUUUUGCAAUUAUAGCUUAAAUUUUGCAAUCUGGUCUUUAAUAUUCUAAAUUCUCUACGUAAUGAAUAAAUGCAUUGUAUCCUUAACUGAUAAAUGUUAUUUUCUCUAUAAUAUUAGACUAAAUGCCAAAAUUAGCAUAUCAUAGUGGAGUUAUAGCGUAUCAUAGUGGAAUUAUGGAGUAUAGUAGUGGAAUUAUACACAUUUGCAAACUGAAAAACAUUUCCUAAUAAUACACAUGAUAUUACCAGAUGCUGGUCUUUUACUAAUAGGCCUGAUUGUCUAAUAAGCCUUUUUUUUCUGAGCCAAACUCAUUCCUUUCGCAUCACAACAGACCUGCUUUGAGAUUGUGUUGUAAUCCACAUAGCUAGAUUAUCAGUCCAUUCUAAAAAUGACAAUUUAAAAAAACCAAAAGGUUUAUUUACUAAUGUGAGAAUUCAAAGUGAAUUUAAAAUUCAAGGUAAAAAUAGCACUUUUUUUUUAGUUUUGCUAUGCUGUCCUUCAAUCUGAAAUUCAGGUCAAUUCACUUUGAAUUCUAAUUUUAGUAAAUAUCCCUGAAAAUAUUGCAAUAACAUUUCUAUAAUCAUACAGUAUUCAACAUAUGAUCUAGCAGUGCACCCUAUGGCGUUAUGACAGCCAAAACUUUUUAAUAUAAAAAGAUGGUUAUGAACAGCUCUGUAAGAAAGCAGGACUCUUAUAAAUGUGGUUCUUUAUUAGCUUUAAUGAAUAAUGGACAUUUUUUUCCCAUAAAUUAUGUAGUGGACAACCAAUAAACCGACUGGUUACCUCUGCUAAACUCUCCUGUUCCUCACAAUCUGUUUUUGCUCAGAAUGCAGCCAGCAUGGGUCUCCAUUCUUUUACACAUUGAUCCCACCCAUGCGUCUCUGUUUCUAGGAGAUAAUUGAGUCAAAGCUCAGUAAGUUAAUUAUCUCCCGGAUACAAAGAGCCGAAUAAAUGAAAACCCCCAAAACAAAAAUAACUAUGAAUCCCCACAAGUCUUAUAUCCCCGUACAGCUAUUAGUGAUACACCCAUUCUGUUCGAAUAGCACUUGAAUCUGUGGAGAUUUCAUUGACUCAUUCAGUACGUUCCAUUUCGGGAAUAGUUUGCAGACAGGAAGGAGAUGGUUUGGGUGUCUAUGGAGGAGAGGAGGAACAUAGGACCAGGGGAGUGAUAUAUUCUUUCGGUGUGUUUGCCACAAAUAAUUUUUCUAUUUCUAGUACAUUCAUCAGAGUUGCUCCUUCCUACAGGAGAGAAUUUCUCUGUAUCACUGCAUGCGUUUACUUUAUAAGCAUUUCCUACAACAUGUUACACUUAUAAAUAAUGCUAGUGUUACAUCAUACAGUAUUGUCAUCUUGUAUUUGCAGGAGAAGCGCCAGAGAUGUAUGGGCGGCUCCACUUCCACCUGUUGACUGCCGGCUAGGUCAGUGGUCUGAAUGGUCUUCAUGUUUCCCAUGCCAAGAAAGAAAAGUAAGAUUUAUUUUCCAAUUUGACCAUUAGUAAAAGUAAAACAAAGAUUAGAUGAAUGUUUUAUAAUUUUUUUAUAGAUAAAUGGAUAGGGUGAGUGAGAUAAUAAAAAAAAAUGUAGCAAUAGAAAGUAAAACCAUCUUGUGAUCGUCUUCUAAAAAUACUUCUUUAACAUAUCUCAAAUUAAUGUUGCAGAACUUUCUUCUCGACAGUUUCAGGAUUGAUUGUUUUUCAUCAUUAAACGCUUCCCACUGUAAGAGGGGUGUGAACUGCACCUAGGAAGACAAUGAUGUUAUGAUAACCAAUGUAUUGUUGGUAGUUUCAUGCAGCGUGAUACAUGCAAUGUGUCUGUUCCAACCACAAAGGAUACACUAAUCUAGCAUGGAGAUCUAAUUUUUGGUCCCUGUCUAGAGUUAUGAAUCACUGAUCUAGGUAAUGCAUAAGGGACUUGCAAUGUGACUUUAACCUACAUACAUUUUAGGUGGCUCACCUACUGAAACGUUUAUUUUUACACUGUUCAUAUAAUGCUGGCUCUUUAACCCCUUAAGGACACAUGACAUGUGUGACAUGUCAUGAUUCCCUUUUAUUCCAGAAGUUUGGUCCUUAAGGGGUUAAGCAAGGUGAAAGUUCCACCUGAGAGGUUUCCUUUGAUGUGGCAGGUGGGCUAAAGUUAAAUUGCCAUUGGAGAAACUAAAUAACCUCUAUUUGUUUAAAUAUGCAUAGGGAUUUGGGAAGAGCGCAGGUAACUUUUCUUACUGUAUGUAUUAGGGCUGGUGUGUACUGUGGUCGUUGCUGCCGCCCAGGAGUGAUGGGAGUUUGAGCGCAGGACUUGUUUUUUUUUGUAUUUGUAUUUACUUUGUAUCACACAGCUAUGUUACAAUGCUGCCGCCCAUCCCAUGUGUUCCUUAUUAGGGUUUAUUAAGCAUGUAGGGGUGUAUAUAAAAAAAAAUACCCCUUUCUGUCUCAUUAGAGAUAUCUUCGUCAGAAGCUCAGGGAAGCAAGGUGAAAGGUUAGUGUAGGACCCACCUGAGAGGUUUCCCUUGACGUGGCAGGUGGGCUAAAGUUUCUAAUGGCCAUUGGAGAAACGAAAUAACCUCCAUUUGUUUAAAUAUGCAUAGGGAUUUGAGAAGAGCACAGGUAACUUUUUUUCCUUUGGUUUUUACUGUACGUAUUGGGACUGGUGUGUACUGUGGCCAUUGCUGCCACCUAGGAGUGAUGGGAGUUUGAGCGCAGGACUUGUUUUUUUGUGUAUAUAUAUAUACAGGCUUUGCACUCCACAUUGAAAGUUAUAUAUUUACCUGGUGUCAGCGCCACACUGCCUAUAAAGUUUAAUGAUACCAGCACUCUAGGAGUUCCAAACAUAUCUUCUUUAUUCAAUAUAAUCCAUAGCGGUCAGCAUUUUAGUUCCACAUAGGAACUUUCUUCAGGACAACAUAAAAAUGUGUAUAUAUCUAUUUGUUUAUUUUACACCAUCAGGAUUAUUUACUGAACCAGGAAUUGUUGUGAAUUGAACAGGGAUUUGCAAACUGAACAUUAUUAGAAGCAUUGUCCAGGUUAGCUAUUUCCCAGCUUGGCUAAUUUGACGUAGAAUUUGCAAUACUCCGGUUAAUGUCCCUUUUUCAGUGUGCAAUACUCAUCUUCUGAUAUGCUAUUAAAAUGAAUGAAUGUAAUAAAAAAACAUGACACAACCUGAGAAAUAAGAAUGCAUAUAGCAUAUGUAUUUAUGUUUCUUGAAUUUGUUCUUUUUUGUGUUGCACAGCACAGGUUCAGGAGCCUGGAUCAGCCAGCGAAGUAUAAUGGACGUAUUUGUAUCGGGACACUUAUGGAAACAAUGAUAUGCAAAACCGCAGAUAAAUGUGUCCAAAAAAAUAUUUGUGGAUCUGAUUUUAAAUGUGAAGAAACAGGUGAGCACUUAAUCACUGGCUAGUGCACAGGAGGACAUAAAGCCACUUUUGGCACUUAAUUUGUUAACGGGAUACUUUAAGCACCAAAGCAACUUUAGCUUAAUUAAUCCGUUUUAGUGUCUAUAUCAUGCCCCUGCUAUCUGCAUUGCUCACUUUUGUGCCAGGGGUCUGUGUAUGCAGUCCUAGCCACACCUUCCCUGACUGUAACUCACACAGCAAACAUUAAAAAAUUGUUUAAUUUUCAAUCACAUAUGGCAGCACAGUGUGUUUACUUUAGACGUUGUUAUCUCCUGCUCUGUUAAUUGAACUUUUAUCAUACACAUGAGGCUGUUGCAGACUCUAGCAGGCUAUUGAUAGAAAAUAAGAAAUUCUAGAUUAAACAGACUGUGAAAUAUGGCCAUGGGAGGUGUGACUAGAGCUUCAUAAACGAAAGACAAAAGUGAAUUAACUCCUAGCCAGCAGAAAAUUGAGCAGUGAGACUGCCAGGAUAAGAUCUAUACACAAAAACCACUUAAUUAAGCAAAUGUUGUUUUGGUGCUUAAAGGACCACUCUAGGCACCCAGACCACUUCAGCUUAAUGAAGUGGUCUGGGUGCCAGAUCCAGCUAGGAUUAACCCAUUAUUUUCAGAGAAAUUGCUAUGUUUACAAAUGGGUUAAUCCUUCCUCCAAUUCCUCUAGCGGCUGUCUCACUGACAGCCGCUAGAGGCACUUGCGUGAUUCUCACUGUGAAAAUCACAGAGAGAGCACGCAAGCGUCCAUAGGAAAGCCUUGUAAAUGCUUUCCUAUGCGACCGGCUGAAUGCGCGCGUGCGCAUUCAGACGAACGGAGGAGGAUCGGAGGAGGAGAGCGCCCCGCCCAGUGCUGGAAAAAGGUACGUUUUUACCCCUUUCCUCUCCCCAGAGCCGGGCGGGAGGGGGACCCUGAGGGUGGGCGCACCCUCAGGUCACUAUAGUGUCAGGAAAACAAGUAUGUUUUCCUGGCACUAUAGUGGUCCUUUAAAGUGUCCCUUUAAUGACUGAAUUCGUUUUGUUUGUUGCAUUACUACUAAAGAUUCUUCAGAUGGAAUUUGUUAGAAAGACAACAUAUCCGCUACUAAAAUGCUUAUUUUUAGCUGUUGCAAUAUAGAUUUGGAUCCAUUGCCUGUGACUGUGAAAAAAAAGUAGUCCCAACCCAAAAUGGGCUACAACACGAGAUCUCCCAUUUCACUCUUCUAACCAGAGCAAAUCUGAACACUUUCUUGUUCUAAUUGUUUUAAAGAUCGAAACUGCAAUCAUCAAAUGACUGGUGGUUGGUUCAUAGUAUUUACAAUUAGCGCCUGUUAUUGGAAUAAAACUUUCACUUUGUCAAGCCAGUCAGAUUACAUUCCUUUACACUCAGAUUACCUGAGGUCUUUAGCAGUUGUAGACCAAUAUCAGCUGCUGCACCACACUUUCCUAGAUGCAGGUCCAAGUUUUUUUGCUUAUAAUCAAUUUUUCUAUGUUCCCACUAGGGAUUCUAUGUGAGUGCUCCAGUAUUGAGUUAACCCCUUAAGGACACAUGACAUGUGUGACAUGUCAUGAUUCCCUUGUAUUCGAGAAGUUUGGUCCUUAAGGGGUUAAACAUGCCUCUUUAGGAGUCACACCCAUUUAUUUACAUAGUAAAACAAUAUAAGUAUAUACAAGUGGUGAGAUGUGUAUGUAGCACAGAUUAUCUUUCUUCACCGUUUCAACGGUUGGAUAAUUCAUAAAAAUUUUAUAUCACAAUGGGGGAUCUAUGCCAACUAUUCAAUGGAAAUAACUUUACAAAUGUAAUCAGGUAUUUAUGUAAAUUUAAUCUACGGAAACCUCUAUGGUGAUGACGUUGUGAAUGAUGUUAUCAUUCUUUAUAUCCUUCUGACUUCCAUCUACAGUCAGUAGGGAAAAGACAUAUAGGUUGUACAGCCUUAAUAGUUAUUGUAUAGUCUUAAUAGUUAUUGGAUCCUGGAAAAGAUGAACAUGUUUAGAUGGAAAAUCGAGUCAACAUGCUGUGUUCUGACCUCAUGUCCUGAAAUUCUGUAAUAGAUCAGAAUCAAUAAGAGCAGCCUGGGAAUAGGGAUCUCUUACUCCCCCUACUAGACUAAAACUAUUUGAACCAAGCCUUUCAAGCCCAUAUCCCCGGCCAUCAUAGCAGAGACCAUUUCCCUAUUGCUGGUGGUAUCUAUAUGUCUUACUUCUUCUCUAGGUCGAUGUAUUAAGAGACAACUGGUUUGCAAUGGAGAGCUAGACUGUACAGAUGGCUCGGAUGAGAGGGAUUGUGAUGUUCCAGAAGACGAGACAUUCUGCAGACAACUUUUCUCGAUUCCUGGAUCAGAGAAAGCUGUGAGAGGGUAUGGUUAUCAUUUAAAGAUUAAAUCACGUCUCCCAAUUCGUGUUCCAAAUUUAAACAUGAAAAAUACAAUUAAAUAAACCUGAACCUUUAAACAUCUAUACAACGGAUUGUGAAAUGGCCAACAAUUCUACAUACUAAAUAAUUGACUUUAUUCAUAGAAGUUAGGAUGCUGUGCCUGUUAUGCUAUUUAAAUACACAUACAUGUACAUAAAAUAGUCACGUUGCAGUCUCAUAAAUUCAGGAUGAUGAACAAGGAAUUGAAGCAAGUCACAUGACUUUUGAUUAUCAUAUUAUUAUAUGCACUUAUGCAAGGUGUUGUUAUAAUACUAUUCCUAAUUCUAAUACAAUUUGUUUUUAUAAUUUUGACGCUCCCUCAUUUGUCAUAUCUCCUCCACAGCUUCUUAUCUCUGUUUUAUUUUCUGAAAAAAAAUCUCUUUCCUGUAUUUUUCCUACUUGUAGUCAUUUUUAUUUAUUGCGCUUGCUAUAUAAUCAGAUGUCUGUUCAUCUCAUCCUAUUUUAUUUCCUAUUUAUUUGUACCACGCAAUUUUCCUGUCUCCUAACCAGUUUAAUCUUCCCCAUUUUCUUCCCCCAAGCCUCCCAUUUCCCAUGAAUAUUUUCAUGAUCUUUUCAAUGUUGAUAACCUGCUUUCCCUAUACUAUUCUCUCCCAGGUCUUGUUUGCAUAAAUCUUUUAUAUUCACCCUAAUCUGACUUAUUCUGUCUCGCCCUUAUUGCCUAGCCAUCUUUCUGUGAAUUUUAUUUUAUGAUUAGCGCUAAAAAAAUUUUUAUUUAUGAUUACAUCAUUAUUAUUAUUAUUAUUAUUUUUUCUUCUUUAUUUUUUGUGCAUAUAGGCUUAACAUACAUGCUUGUGGUACCCCAAAGGCAUUCCACUCGCUUAUAUCAGUAACAUUUGUGACAAUGGGGUAUUUAGAGACAUUUGCACGUUUUUAUAUUUAAAGUGAAUAUAAGUUAUAGUAAAACAUGAGUAGUAAUGAAACUUGAGUAAAACAGGUCCAUUAGGUAAAUGUUGCUGCGACUGCUAAAUAUGUGUCAAUCGUUUUCAGGAGCCAUAUUAAAAUAAUAUCUUCAUGAUAUACAUAUGCAGUAAGCACAAGUUAAAUUAGCUGGUAUAUUGUCAGACAGACAGGGGUCUCGUUAUGACAUCAAUAUCAAGCGAAGUGGCCAAGUGCCUGUCUAAUAUAUGCAAUACAAGAUUCGGGCUAACGUUGUUGUAGUUAAACUGUGAGGUUACAUUAAGGUCUUGUCCAUUUAGGUCGCUUUAUAAAAGUUGCUUAGUAGACCAAAACCCAGGAACAGAUAAAAUAGGUAGAAUACAGGAGUCCAUCGCUUGAAAGUGAGUUGCUUUAGUCAUGCUUGGGUUUUUCCACCCUAGGUUAACCCCCAUCCGCCAGACAAAAGUCCCUUUGGCUUGGGCUACUCGCCAUGUGGUCUCUGCCAUUUUGGUGCGGCCUCCGAGUGUUGGGUCUGCACUGUUGCCGCCUGGCACGCUGGUGUAUCCGCACGCCGGUGGGCCCAGGGUGGGGGCCAGGAUCACCCCCGCCGACCCAGAGGGGGGGGGAACAGGAUCGGACCCCCUUAGCCUCAUGCUUCGUUCAGACCGCUGGUGGGCAGGAUAGCGGUGUGGCGGCCAUCCACUCCACUCACCGCCCGAGCACUCCCCAUCGCGGGAGACGGAGAGCAUCCCACCGAGGGACUAGAGCUGUGCAGCAAGCCUCUCCUUGGAACCAGGGUGUCUUCUUGUGCAGGGCCGUCGUUUUCAGUAUUUGAUUCUGAUUUUUCGGAGAAAAUUGAGAUUAUUUGAAGGAGCCGAUCAGUUGUGCGACCUGCCAGCAUGGCGGUUCGGCCCGGCCCCCCAUCAUUAUUAUUAUUAUUACUGGUGUUUAUAUAGUGACAAUUUAUUCCACAGCACUUUACAAUAUUAUAAAGGGGAACAUUUAAAGGAACACUAUAGGGUCAGGAACACAAUCAUGUAUUCCCGACUCUAUAGUGUUAAAACUACCACAUAACCUCUCCCCCACUUACCCCCUUUAAUAUAGUAAAAUCUUACUUGUAUUUAAGUCUGCAGCUGCUGCCCCUCUCCCUGAUCUGCCUGGUUAGCUGACAUUAUCAGAAGUGAUUCUCUGAGCCAAUCAUAAUGCUUUCCCAUAGGAUUGGCUGAUCUAGUCGAGGAAGCAGAUCAGUGGCAAAGCCAGCACAAGCCAAACACAGCCCUGACCAAUCAGCAUCUCUAUGAGGAAAGUUCAGUGUCUCCACACAGAGGGUGGAGACGCUGAAUGGCACAUUGUGCAGCACUGCCCCAGGAAGCACCUCUAGCAGCCAUCUGAGGAGUGGCCAGUAAAGUUAUCACUACGCUGUAAUGUAAACACUGCAUUUUCUCAGAAGUGAAUUUUCUCCUGAAGGGAAUGAUUCUACUCACCAGAACAAAUAUCAUAAACUGUAGUUCUUCUGGGGACUAUAGUAUCCCUUUAACAAUAAAUGAGACAAUUAUGAAUUGUUACAGGAACAAUAGAUUGAUGAGAAUCCUGCUUAAACAAGCGUAUUUUGCAGUGCCUUGGGAGUAAUCUGCGCCUCUGUGGGGUUCAGGUCACUAUUGCUGCUUAUGUGAUUAUAUGUGCCAUAUCCCAAGUGGGGACUAUGUUUCCUUAUUAGAAAUCAUAAAAUUGGAGGGAGCAGAUCAAAAAAAUCUUUACCCAGAAGUUCCACAUUCAUCUCCUGUUCUUGCAGCCCUUGAGUGGGCAGCUCAACAGUUCUAUAUGGAACUUCUUGGGUACAAUAAAACAAUUUAGGAUUCUGAGGGGGGUGAAUAAUCUUUUCCACUUAAUCCACAAUUAUCAUACCCAGUGUCCACUUAUAAAUUUCAAUAUUUACGUAAAAGUAUUUAUGCAUUUUUUUUUUUUUUUUUAGCACUUUGACCUAUAAAUUGCCACUUUGGCAUAUUGAUGUGCAAGGUUCUCUUCUGGUUAAACUGUAUUUAUGCGACCUGAUAAUAUUUUUCAUGUGAAAAUAAAUGGCCAAUAGAUGGUUAUAUUUGUCUGUAUUGCUAGUCACUCUCUAAAUAAUAAAUAUUUAAAUAGAAAGAUCGUAAUUAUUAACCUUUGUCUAACUAAUGCUAAAUUGUUCCUUUGUCUGCAGGUUCAAUAUACUCACCAAUGAGUAUGCACAGAAUGUGUAUGAUAACAGAUAUUAUGGGGGUCAAUGUGAGUAUAUCUACAAUGGAGAAUGGAGGGAAUUAAAAUAUGACCCUACAUGUGAACAGAUGAACUAUGCCGAUGAUGAAAAAUACUUUAGAAAACCAUACAACUUUCACGUAUAUAAAUUCCUUGUAAGUAUAUUUAUAUUUGCAUUGUGUGUCUUAGUGUUUGAUUGAGUAGGAUCUAUUGAUUAAUGUGUUUUUUUUUUUUUUUUAAUGUUGUGAGGCUUUGAAAUAGCAAUGGACCCUGCCUAUGAUCUAGCCACUGAAGCUCCUUUAUACAGAGAACUUUGCUAGAUAGUCCAUAAACUUACAAUGUGGAGUUGAGGCAAUUAGGUAGCAGAGCGAAUUUGGAGGUGAUGGCAGAGUUUGUCAUUGAAUAACAUAGCACUGUUCUCCUUUCAAGCUAGUAGGUUAUCAGAUAGCACUGUCCUGGUCCCAAACUAGUUCCAAGACAUCUGAUAACAUAGCUCUGUCCUGAAUCUGCACUAGUUAUUAAUCCUCAGGUAGCAAUGUCCUGGUUCCACACUAGUCUGUCAUGGAAUAACAUAGCACUGAUCUACUUCCACGGAAGUCAGGACUCGUCUAAUAGCAUUGCACUGUCCUGGUACCACGGAAGUAAGGAGUCAUCUGAUAGCAUUGCACUGUCCUGAUUCCACACUAGUCAGGAGUCAUCUGAUAGCAUUGCACUGAUCUAGUUCCACGGAAGUAAGGAGUCAUCUGAUACCAUUGCACUGUCCAGGUUCCACGCUAGUCAGGAGUUGUCUGAUAGCAUUGCACUGGUCUAGUUCCACGGAAGUAAGGAGUCGUCUGAUAGCAUGGCACUAUCCUGGUUCCACGCUAGUCAGGAGUUGUCUGAUAGCAUUGCACUGUCCUGGUUCCAUGCCAGUCAGGAGUCAUCUGAUAGCAUUACACUGUCCUGGUUCCACACUAGUCAGGAGUCAUCUGAUAGCAUUGCACUGUCCUGGUUCCAUGCUAGUCAGGAGUCAUCUGAUAGCAUUACACUGUCCUGGUUCCACACUAGUCAGGAGUCAUCUGAUAGCAUUGCACUGUCCUGGUUUCACGGGACUAAGGAGUCAUCUGAUAGCAUUGCACCGUCCUGGUUCCACACUAGUCAGGAGUCAUCUGAUAGCAUUGCACUGUCCUGGUUCCACGGAAGUAAGGAGUCAUCUGAUAGCAUUGCACUGUCCUUGUUCCACGGAACUAAGGAGUCAUCUGAUAGCAUUGCACAGUCCUGGUUCCAUGCUAGUCAGGAGUCAUCUGAUAGCAUUGCACUGACCUGGUUCAGCACUAGUCAGGAGUCGUCUGAUAGCAUUGCACUGUCCUGGUUCCACGGAAGUAAGGAGUCGUCUGAUAGCAUUGCACUGUCCUGGUUCCAUGCUAGUCAGGAGUCAUCUGAUAGCAUUGCACUGUCCUGGUUCCACGGAAGUAAGGAGUCAUCUGAUAGCAGUGCACUGUCCUGGUUCCAUGGAACUAAGGAGUCGUCUGACAGCAUUGCACUGUCCUGGUUCCACGCUAGUCAGAAGUCAUCUGAUAGCAUUGCACUGUCCUGGUUCCAUGCUAGUCAGGAAUCGUCUGAUAGCAUUGUACUGUCCUGAUUCCAUGGAAGCAUGGAGUCGUCUGAUAGCAUUGCACUGUCCUGGUUCCACGGAAGUAAGGAGUCAUCUGAUAGCAUUGCACUGUCCUGGUUCCACGGAAGUAAGGAGUCAUCUGAUAGCAUUGCACUGUCCUUGUUCCACGGAACUAAGGAGCCAUCUGAUAGCAUUGCACAGUCCUGGUUCCAUGCUAGUCAGGAGUCAUCUGAUAGCAUUGCACUGACCUGGUUCAGCACUAGUCAGGAGUCGUCUGAUAGCAUUGCACUGUCCUGGUUCCACGGAAGUAAGGAGUCGUCUGAUAGCAUUGCACUGUCCUGGUUCCAUACUAGUCAGGAGUCAUCUGAUAGCAUUGCACUGUCCUGGUUCCACGGAAGUAAGGAGUCAUCUGAUAGCAGUGCACUGUCCUGGUUCCAUGGAACUAAGGAGUCGUCUGACAGCAUUGCACUGUCCUGGUUCCACGCUAGUCAGAAGUCAUCUGAUAGCAUUGCACUGUCCUGGUUCCAUGCUAGUCAGGAAUCGUCUGAUAGCAUUGUACUGUCCUGAUUCCAUGGAAGCAUGGAGUCGUCUGAUAGCAUUGCACUGUCCUGAUUCCACGGAAGUAAGGAGUCAUCUGAUAGCAUUGCACUGUCCUGAUUCAACACUAGUCAGGAGUCGUCUGAUAGCAUUGCACUGUCCUGGUUCCACACUAGUCAGGAGUCGUCUGAUAGCAUUGCACUGUCCUGGUUCCACACUAGUCAGGAGUCGUCUGAUAGCAUUGCACUGUCCUGGUUCCACACUAGUCAGGAGUCGUCUGAUAGCAUUGCACUGUCCUGGUUCCACUGAAGUCAGUCAUGGAAUAACAUAACACUGACUUGACUCCACACUAGUCAUUAUGUCAUCCAAUAGCAUAGCACUGUUCUGGGUCCACACUAGUCAUUAGACCUCCAAUAGCAUAGAUUUUUUUUGGUUCCACGCUAGCCAGUAGUCAUCUGCUAACAUAAUACUGUGGCUGCACACUAGUCAAUAGUCUUCUGAUAACAUAGAAAUGUCCUGGCUUCACAUUAGAUUUCUGUCAUCUGAAAACAUAUCAAAGGCUUGAUUCAGUCAUCAGUCACAUCCAACACUGGUGUAAAAACAAAUGUUCAUAGAAAAUGUAUUUUUUUUUUUUUUUUUAAACAAGUAAAAUAUGCUAACUGCAAAAAGCAUUCAGUAUGUAAGAGGUAUUUACAAAAAUAAAAUGAAAAUGUAAAAAGCAACAAAAAGUAAGGUAGAAAUAUAAGCAUUUAUUCAUUUGUAACUAGACUGAACUUUCAUUAAAAAAAUAAAAUAAAAAAAAUAAUAAUAUAUAUAAAUAGUGGGCCAAAACUCAGAGUUGGAUUUGAGAAGUCAAUAACCUUUUUAUUAAUAAAAUCAAUUUCAAUGAUAUUACAUAGAAUGAUUGCUUAACGUAUAGAGAUGUAUUUGUUCUUUUAAAUGAGCUUCAUUUGCUGCCUUUCAAAGUCUGGCUGUUUUGCUUGGAUUGUUCAUCACAGUACUUAAUGUUUGAGGCUAUUACCAGAUCUAAACCUAUAUCCAUAUAUCCAUGGAAAAAAAUCAUUAUUUCCUAUUUAGCAACAAUUGCAACUAAUAAUCAGAGAGUACCCUCCUCCCCAUGUCUUCACUGUUGCCUUGGAAAUCCAACAUAUGAAUACAAAAAUUACACUUACCAACCCAACAGCAAAGGCAAUUAUGUGUAUAGAUAAAUAAUGGUAUUUUAAUAGAUGUUACAUAAUUGUACUUUAUAUAGUGAAAUGGCAGAGCUGGGAAAUAAGAAAAAAAAAUACUGGUGUAUGUUCUUAGCCCUUCUGAUAAAUCCUCAGAUCUUUGCAUGAUGAAUGGAUUAAAAAAAAAAAAUAAAAAAAAAAAAAAAACUAAUCCUUUAUUAUAUUUUUUUUACUACAACUUUGUGCUCUUACAGUUAUAAAAUCACAAGAUUAUAAUCCAUUUUAAAUCUGUCAAUACAUUUUAAAGGGUUACUUAUAGCACCACAACCACAACACAUUAUUUCAUUUAACAAAAACAGCAUUCUACUGUCACCCGAAUUCGACACAUCAUAAUGCAGAAAUCUAGAGUUCUUGUAUGGUGUGAACACAUACGUACUUGUUUCGUGUACUGUGAUAUCUGCUGUAAAGUUGCAGUGUUGGAUCACCACACUUUUCAUUACCUGAACAAUGAUGUAAUAAACUGUGAGCGGUGUUCUAUAACACAUGGUCUAUGUCACGCGUUUCUUGGUUUAAUAAGUAUACAAGUUUAUUAAUAGUUUUUUGGUAUUUUUAGAAUUGCCUUGUAACCUUCUACUGUGGAAUACUAAGCAUUUAAUAUUCCAUUGCGUUCUUAUCAUUGCAUUUUUCUUCCUAGGCCCGAGCAGAUACUGGACUAGCGUUUGAGGUUUUCGAAGAUUCAAGAGAAUUGCUUGAUGCUAUUAAGCGAGGUGGUUCUUUUUCUUUAGGGUUUUCUUUCACCAUUAAGCCUGUAGAAUCACCUGUUGGAUUGGAAGCUGGUCUGACAGGCAGGAUGUCAUAUGAGCGUCUGAAAAAUAUAACAACCUAUAAUGCCAAGGUAUACUAUAUAAACAUUCUGAUUAUGUGUACCCAAGUGGUUUUAGAUAUUCACUGGUCUGAUUGUCUUUUCUUUAAUUUAGAAUGAUUAGUUAAAGGAAAAAUCCGAGCAGAAUAACCACUAAAACCCAUUGGCUUGUGGUUAUGGUGCCAGGAGUCGACUGACCUCCUCCCAGAGUAAUCUGUUAAACCAUUUUAGAAUGGUGUGACAACUUAUCUGGGUCCCAAGGGUACCUGAGCUGCAUCUGAUCCUGAAGGAAAACUGGAUAUCUUUACUGAGCAAACCCAUGCUUAGAUCAGUGGAGCUAACCAGAUUCUCCUGCAAGGAAAUUAUGGAAGCAGACUGUGUGGGUGUGGGCAGUCGAUGGCACCUACCUGCCAAACCAUUCUAAAAACUAUAACACUGUAACCAAAUAUCUUUGAGAUUACAUUUAUAAUUUCUGUAUGUAAAUGUGCAAUGGGGAAUGACUAAUGGCCCUGCAAUCUAUUAUUUAAACAUUAUUCAAUUAAUAGUUUUCUCAGAUGUGAGUUAGAACCAUGAGAACCAUGUCCAUGAUUAGCCAAUUCUGACCAUUUUUCAGGUUUGGAUCAUAAUGAAAGUAUUUGUAGAUGUGUAUGAUCUGUUAAUUAAACCACUGUAACUUUGUCUCCUGGUUUAAAUGCUAACCUUGAUUAUUUCAUUUUUAUCUGAAGAAUUUAAGGUUUAUGCGGCUACUUACCAAAAUUCAAACAGCCCAAUUUAAGAUGAGACGGAAUUCCAUUGUUAUAGAUGAAGACAUGCACCAGUCCCUGAUGGAGCUCCCAGAUCAGUACAACUAUGGCCUUUACUCAAAGUUUAUUCAAGACUACGGAACUCAUUUCGUAACAUCUGGAAUCAUGGGCGGCACUCUUGAAAAUAUUCUGGUGCUUGACCAUGAAAUCAUGAAAAAGAAAGGUUAAUAUAUUUUCCAACGAUUUCACAAGUUUUCUGUCAUUUACCUUGACAAACGUAUCAUCCUGAACACUAUUAUUAUUAUUAUUAUUAUUAUUACACCUAGACAUAUUUAUACAGUACUUAUUAAUCUGACAAUAUAAUUCAAUAUAGACACAUUUCCAAAUUCUAGUUCUCAUUUUCAAGCAUUCAUGAAAUUGCAAGUUAAAGGAACACUAUAGGGUCAGGGAAACAAACAUGUAUUCCUGACCCUACAGUGUUAAAACCAUCAUUUAGCUGGCUUGCCCUCCCAGCCCCGUUAAAUAAUAAUAAAACGUAACUUAUUACUAGCCCCGCGUGUGACUGCCAGUGCUGGUCCUGCCCUCGAUCCAUCUACUUGCUGACAUAAUCAGAAUUUAUGAUUUUUAGCCCAUGGGAAAGCAUUAGAUUGUCUGAAAUCGGCAAGGUGGUGGGACAGGGGCAGGGCCAAACUUUAGCUUGGCUAAUCUGCACCUCCUCAUAGAGAUGCAUUGAAUAAAUGCAUCUCUAUGAGGAAAAUUCAGCUCCUCCACAGCCCGAGGAAGCCCAUCCAUUGGCUAUCUGAGGAGUGGCCAAUGGAGGUGUCCAUAGGGGGAAAUGUAAACACUGUCUUUUCUCUGAAAAGACAGUGUUUACAUGAAAGGUAAUGAUUAUACUCCCCAGAACAACUACAUUAAAGGACCAUUAUAGUGCCAGGAAAACAUACUUGUUUUCGUGGCACUGUAGUGCCCUGAGGGUGCCCCACCCUCAGGGUCCCCCUCCCGCCGGACUCUAGAGGGUGGAAGGGGUUAAACUUACCUCUUCCUCCAGCGCCCGGCGGGUGACUCUCUUCCUCCUCGGCUGAAUGCGCAUGGGCGGCACGAGCUGCACGCGCAUUCAGCCAGUCCAUAGGAAAGCAUUCACAAUGCUUUCCUAUGGACGCUGGCGUCUUCUCACUGUGAAAAUCACAGUGAGAAGCGUGGAAGCGCCUCUAGUGGCUGUCAAUUAGACAGCCACUAGAGGCUGUAUUAACCCAUAUAUAAACAUAGCAGUUUCUCUGAAACUGCUAUGUUUAUAAAAAAAAAAAGGGUUAAUCCUAGCUGGACCUGGCACCCAGACCACUUCAUUAAGCGGAAGUGGUCUGGGUGCCUAUAGUGGUCCUUUAAGCUGUAGUCGUUCUGGUGACUAUAGUGUCCCUUUAAAGUUUAGUUAAUUAAUCGCCUAUUGUAGUGCUAUUUCCAGUUAUGGAAAUUUAAUUGUUAGUUUUUUCAGUAAGGGCAUACAAAGGUCUGUGUGGUGUCAUAGCGUCCAGGGAUCAGUUCAAUAGAUGUACUCUGAAACUAUGCUGGACUCCACUUUUUGACACUGUUCACCCAAGAAUCCCUUACUUGUUAACCUUGUUGUAAAUGUUAUCAUUUCAGUUUGUUGGGGAUAACUUUCAGCCAACUUAUCCUUUGGGUAUGAUUUCUGAAUUAGUGCCUUUAAUUCUGCAUAAAAAGUUGUAUAUUUUAAAAAUGGCACUUCCAACAGCGCUGUCCAUGAGAUGAUAUAGCAAAUUAGACAACAUGCAUUGUUAUUUACGAGGUCAAAUUGGCCAGAUAUCCCUAGACAAAAAUCUUACAAUCCCAUACUCCAGGCACCAUUACAACUGGACUGUUUAAAAAUGACCCUAGCAAGAUUCAGUGCAGAGUAAGAAAAUGAUUGAUAAAGUUGAAACAUGUUUAUAAUUUGAUUAAAAAACGAAGCAUGUUCAUAAUGGAUAAAGAAGAAGCAUGUUAAUAAGUUCACGCUUCUAACUGGCCUCCUAGGACAGUGAUGGCUAACCUUGACACCACAAAUUAUUUCUUUUUUUUUCUUUUUUACAGAAAUUGAAUAUUCAACAAUCACACGUUGUAUUGGUGGUCAUCUUGGCCUAACUCUACAAUCAGAAGAUAAACAAUUGGAGGGUGCAUUGAAAAUAAAAGGAGAGCAUUGUAAAUUACUGAAUGAGUAUAAUGAAGGUAACAUUUCUCCAUGCUUUUGAAACUAAAAGAUAAGAAAAACCACAACUCUAAAUAAGCAACAGAAAAAGUUAAGUUAUAUACUUCCCAGCCUAUUCCAUGGACAUGGGCCUGGAGCUGCAGCUCUAUCAGCCCCUAUGUUAAUCCAGUUCUGUCCUUUAUAAUGUUCGAGUUGAAAACUCCAUAAUAUAAAAUUAGGACUUAAUGUUGCCUUAAAUGAGUGAAAUCUCUAUUUUGGUUUGUCUUAUACUCACAUGAAACAGUAAUUUUACUGAAAACCCAAACAACCUUUUAGCUGUUGUCUUUAUUUCAAUGCGGUCCCCUUUGCAGAGUCUAUACAGGAGUUAGUCAAAGAUCAUUAUAAAUAGUUGUCAAGUUUUUUUAAGUUAUAAAAUAUAUUAUUUAAAAUAUUGGAUAUGUAACUAGCACGUAUAUGUAAAAGCAGCAAUUUUUGUGAAUAGAUUGCUGUUCAGGGAAACACACAAUGUUGACAUUUGCGUAGUUACAUUUGCUUUAUUGAUUUGUUUAUCAUUUAGAGAAAUCUUGUGGGCAUGAAAGUUUUACAGGAAAUUACAUUUAUAUCACAGUAGUUAUUACAUAUAAAAAAUUUCAAAUUCGCUGGUUAUUGAUAUUUGGAAGGACCAAAAGGCCAUAUAUAGGAAUGCAGUUUCCUGCAAAUCGCACUAGAAUGUCUAUACAGAAUUGUAAAGAACCUCUGUAUUAUACUAUAUAUGCUCUGAAUACUCACACCUUUCUCCAUCCUCCCUUGCUACUAAAAUGCAGUCUUGAAGGAAAGGGACAAAAUGAAACCUUGCCAGAGAAAUGUAUUUCUCUGCGGGGUGAAAACAAGAUCUGAAGUAAGGGCUUUAUAGGAUACAUUUAGUUUUGCAUUACUAUGUUAUACAAAAUGAAAUCUAGAUUAUCAGGAUUUAGUCACUAAAUUGAGAACUUAAAUUUAAGGUGACAAUAGCUAAACUGGAAAUAUUCUAAGUCAGUUAUACUUCCAAUUCGGCUACGUUGGCUGUAAAUUUAUAAAUUCUGUUCUCACUUUAGUGAAUAACUAUGCUUGUAAACCUAUUGUUAGGAAGAAGGGAUUGAUGAGAAGUGAAAAAAUGAGUAUACUCUGAUCAGCCACAAUAUUAAAGCCACCGACAGGUGAAGUGAUUAUUGAUGACAUUGAUUAUAUCAUUACAAUGGCACCUGUAAAGAGUUGGGAUAUAUUAGGCAGCAAGUAACCAGUCAGUUCUUGAAUGUCAUGUGUUGGAAGCAGAAAAAUGGGCAAGCAAAAAGAUCUGAGUGACUUGACAAGGGCCAAAUAGUGAUGGCUAAAUGACUGGAUCAGAGCAUCUCCAAAACGGCAAGUCUUGUGGGUGUUCCCAAUAUGCAGAAGUUAGAACCAAAGCUGGCGCAAAGAAGGACAACCGGUGAACUGGCGUCAGGCUCAUGGGUGCCCAAGGUUUUAUUGAUGACCAUAAUGAAAAGCUGUCAGAACACACAUUACAUGGCAGUUUACUGUGUAUGGGGCCGCAGACUGGUCAGAGUGUCCAUGAUGACCUUAGUCCAUCACUGAAGGUCCCUUCAAUGGGGUUGUGAGCAUCAGAACUGAACCAUGGAAAAAUGAAAAAAGGUUGACUGGUCUGAUGAAUCAGGUGUUCUUUUAGAUCAGGUGGAUCGCUGGGUGCUUGGGUUUACUUGGGGAAGAGAUGGAAGUGUGUGAAAAAAGCUGGCCAGCGGAGGCGGUGUUGUGCUUCGGGCAAUGUUCUGCUGUGAAAGAGUCCUGGUAUUCAUGUGGAUGUUACUUUGACAUGUACCUCCUGCCUAGAUAUUGUUAAAAAAAUAAUAAUAAAACAAAAAAAUAAAAAAUUGCAAGCACAAUAUACCAAGUCCCUGUGCACAUUUAAAUAACUGUAGAGAUUGUUGUAGACCACAUACACCUGUUCAUGGCUGUGGUGUUCCCUAAUGGCAGUGGCCUCUUUCCGCAGGAUGAUGCACCCUGCCACACUGCAAAAAUUGUUAAAGUAUGGUUUGAGGAACAUGACAAAUGGUUCAAGGGGUUGCCUUGGCCCGCAAUUUCCCCUGAUCUCGAUCUGAUUGAUCAUCUGUGACAUGCUGGAACAACAAAUCCGAUCCAUGGGAGCCCCACAUCGCAACUUGCAGAAUCUACUGGUAAUGUCUUGGUGCCAUAUACCACAGGACCCAUUCCGAGGUCUUGUGUAGUCCAUGCCUCGAAGCAUCAGAGCUGUUUUGGCAGCACGAGGUGGACCUACACGCCAUAAGGCAGGCAGUUUUAAUGUUGUGGCUUAUCAGUGUAUACUUAGUGAUCCGAUUGUUCAAAUAUGGUGUUUUUUUUUAAUAUCCAAUAUCUAAAAAUCAAGCUGCUCCCAAAUUUAAAUUAAAUAAAAACCAUCAGUUCCAUGGAAUUCUUUUUUCAUGAGUUGCUCAAUUUACAUUACAGAUUAUUUCUCCUCUUCUCAGUAUGCUUUCUCUUUGCAGAUUUCCAGGUAAAAAGUUCAGAGUUUAAUAACAAUGAUUAUUAGGGAACUUAGAUGGAAACAUCCAGCUACAGGAUAAAGAGGCAUGCAAAGUCCCAAAUUUGCCUUUACGCUGUUAUAGUGAACCUGGUUCACCUAAACCCAUGAUAUUGCAUUAAGCAACAAAUAUAGUAUUGGUCAUAAUGAUUAGUGAUAUGUGUAGCUGAUUAAUGAGAUAUGAAAUCUAUACUAGCUUCCUUCUCCGAGUGCCAUUCACCCCAUCACAUCACUUAAGUGAGUGUUACAAAGACACUCACGUACCGACUCUGCUUUGACCUGCCAUCUGCUAAUGCAACUGGCAAUGUUUGGGGACACAUCAUUAAGCAGGAUACAGCUUCCCAAUGACCUCGACAUGCUGGUCUGCAUGUCAAAUCAAUCCUCGGCAUAGAAGCUAUACUGGUAUCUAUCCUGAAGACUGAUUGACAGACAUGGGAAGGACUUUAUGUUCAUUUACAUGAAGGUUUCAAUGCCAAAAUGCAAAAAGCAUGCAAUAAACCAUGCAGGAUCCAAGUUCUGAUGAAAAUAUGUGUUUUGUCGAUAAUCAAGUCUUGUUGAACAUCAUUUUUUAGAUGAAACCGGAAGUAACAGCUUUAUAAAGGAUGUUAUCACACAUAUAAAAGGUGGAGAUACUGCAUCAACGGGUGGAUUAAUGCAUUUUUUUGAUGUGAACACAUAUCGUUCCUGGGGAAGGUCUUUGAAGUAUAAUCCAUCACUAAUUGAAUCUGAGGUAUGAUCAAAUGUUUAUUUUUUAAAGAGCUAAGGAAAUUGCUAAAUAUUAUUAUUAUUAUGUUAUUAUUUAUAUGGCGCCAACAAAUUCCGCAGCGCUUUACAGUGGGUGGAUGAACAAACAUGUAGUUGUAACCAGAUAAAUUGGACACACAGGAACAGAGGGUUUGAGGGCCCUGCUCAAUGAGCUUUCAUGCUAGAGGGAGUGGGGUAAAUAUCCUAAUCCAUUCAUGAGGAAGGAGUUUGACUCAGUUCUACAGGUGAGAGGACAAGCCAAAAAUUAAGUUAGUAAAGAGGAUAGGCAACACUGAGGCAUCCAGGCAUAAGUCAGUUGCUCACAUGUGAUAUACUUUAAAUAUAUUGUGCACACUGGACACCACACAUGCACCAUGCACAUACUAAGUACACAAUAUUGCACAGCUGUAUUACGGAAGGCCGUAUGUCUCAGCUUGAAAGUGCCAUAUAAGUAACAUAACCUCUAUAGCUGACUUAAAUACUGUGUGGACACAUCCCCUGGUUUAAUUUCAAAGUAUCUUGAAACAUUGGUAAUCAGAGAUUACUGGUUUAGACUGGAGUGUUGUAUACUGUAUAAUCAAUGUGAUUGAGGAGGGAUCUUGUCCGAUCACUGGAAAGAGACCCGGUUUAUGUUAUGCUAUUUUUAAAUGGUUUUACAUUAUAUCAAGGAAUGGUGCCUGGACACUACAGAUAUAUUGAUUAGACUGUCCAUUAACUUGCAGAAACUGAGCAUAAAUUAGUGAACUAUUGGCUCAGUCUGGCUUGCCAUUGAAAUAUACAUAAAUGGUUUUAGCUGAUGAUUCCUUAACAUUUUCAACUUGAAUAUUAUGUGCAGUGUGGCUCAAUCUGAGUGGAGCAUGACUACCAAUAAGCCAAAAACAAAAUGCAAAAGGCUUUUAUGACUGAUAUAUGUGAAUUCCAUUUCGAUCAGCCGACCCGUUUUAUUGAGUUCAGCUGUUCAAAAUAUGAAUGAUAGUUAAUCAAGUCAAAAUUCAAAAAAAUGUAAUGCAAAAGCUAGUUGCUCAUUUUCAACUGGAUUUUUUAAAAAAAUAUUUAAAUUGACAGAUAUAUUAACAUAAAGAAUAUACUAAACUAAAUAUUUUGUAAUGCUAAGAAAACCCCACAAAUAGCUGUUACCUUUAUGUUGCAGAUAAAAUCAAAUAAUUGUUUAAAAAAUUAGCUCAACUAAUAGCUCAACUUUAGAUGGGCCGAAUGGUUCUUAUCUGCCAUCACAUUUUUGAAGAAGCUAAUCUGCCCUUUUUGAAGAAGCUAGUCUGUUAUAUAGCUAUAUAAGAGGGUGACUGUGUAGGUAACUACUUAAAUUUCAAUUCUACUGUAAACUAUGAUGGGCAACUGUACAAUGGCAAUACAUUUGAUCCAAUAUACAAGAUUUUAAAGAAAAUUGUUCUUUUUUUACAAUCUCUCAACUUUCUGUUCUUCGAAGUUAAAUACUUUUCUAGGAACCGAUGAUAAGAUGAUCUCUGGAACCAAGCUGCUUCAGAAGUGGCAGAGACUCUUAAAUAUUGAAGUACCUCUGCUUAUUAUAUACUGGGUUAGAUAUUUAAAAAAAAAAAUAAGUUUUCAACAAUUUAGCUUUCAUAGAAUGAGGAUAGCUUGAAAAGGAGUGAGAAUGAUGAGGAGUUUGGGGAAAUUGUAAGCACCACUGCUGCUUAUUGUAGUGAUGAUGGUGUAUUGACUUUAUAGCUAUGGUCCUUCCUGGUUUUGGACACAUAUUUUUAAGUUUGUGUGAUCAAACCUGAAGGAUGUUACCAGCUGCUAAAGUUCACCGCCAUCGGUUAGGACCUGUAAAGUUUCCUAUUUUCAUAUGAAUCUGUAGUUUAAAUCAAUUUGCAGAGAUUAUAAAUGUUUUAGUUGCUAGCAGACAUGGAAGCUAUAACCUGCGUCCGUGUCUCUAUCACCUAUACAUCUAUCAAUUCUAAACUGCUUGUAUACCUCCCUGUGUAUAAGGGGAGAAAAUGAUAAGAAUAUAUCAAAACGUUCUGUGCACAGCUUAAAUUAUGCUCAGAGCAGAAUUUAUAAGAAUUGUACUUUGUCAACUUUCUACUCCUAAAAGAUAUUAGUUUAACUGCAGAAAUCUUGCUUUGCUUCCUAAUGACAUGUACAAAUGUGUUGAAGGAUAAACAUUGCAGGUUAGGAGCAAUGGACUAAGAAAAAAAGCUUUUAAGGAGCUGCAUUGUAACCAGAGAAAAGUCAGAACUUUAUAAAACGAGGUGGGACAUACAACAAGGUUAGGACGCAGAAAUCUGUAACACAUUUAUUUAUUUGCAAAAAAUUAUGCCAAAUGCAUCAUAUAAAAAUAUAGAUAGCCAAGUAUUUUUGGUUAAAUGUCAUAAAAUGCAUCAAAGUUGUAUUGGUACCUGGAUUGUCUUUGCUGAUGAAUUAUCACGUGUCUGUCCUUUACACACCAUAUUGCACAAGAGAAGCAGAUAGCUAACAAUCACUUCCAUUUCCAACAAUCACAUCUACAUGACAUUAGACUGCCAUGUAGAUGAUCCUAAAGGCAAUCACAUUGUUUGUUUCAUUAUAUUUUAGAUACAGCCUAUAUACGAAGGUCUACGCCUAACAGGUAUCUCUGGAAUUGAGACAAAGUUAAAAAACCUGAAGAUGGCAUAUGAUGUGUUUCUGAGUGAGUUUAAUGCUUGUCGAUGUGGCCCGUGUCAAAAUAAUGGUGAACCAGUGCUCAAUAACAAUGAGUGCACCUGUCUGUGUCCUGGAGGAUAUAGAGGUCCAUCGUGUGAAGAGACAUUACGCACAGGUAAAACGUUUAGUAUGUAGUAAGACUUCAUUUACUAUUGAAACAAGAAUUCUCAGUUAGUUAUUUGAAACCUGCAGUUAUACUCAUUGCUACAGGCUGUAGGAUAUAUUAUAGUAAAAUCAAUAAUAGGAUUCUUCCUGGGCUCUUUCAGUGUGAUGUCCAUGCAGCCUGCUUAGAAAUUAGUGUACACUAAAGAAAGAAUGUUAUAUUUGUAAUUUUGUAGUUUUUAAUCCAUCUGAAAAUGAAAUCAACAAUAAAAAAAGGAGACUCACCAUGUGUCUGAACUUAUUCUAUAAUUGCUUGUUCUUCAGAGAUGUAUCAGAUAAGAAUAUUAGUAUAUUGAUAUAUAUAUAUAUAUAUAUAUAUAUAUAUAUAUAUAUAUAUAUAUAUAUAAACGCUAAUAUUUAAUCUUAUUUUUUCAGGUACCAAAGUUGAUGGCAGCUGGAGCUGCUGGUCUCCCUGGUCAAGUUGUCAGUAUGGAAAACGCCAGAGGACAAGGGCGUGUAACAACCCUGGUCCCCAAAAUGAUGGGAUGCGGUGUAUUGGGAAGGAUGUUCAAAAUGUAUUCUGUUAGGGAGUUAGUUUAAACUAACAGUACCCUCAAACCAUACACUAGGGACAGGAGAAUGUGACUCCACAAAUCCUCAAUAAUCACCGAAUAUAGGAACUGUUAUUUACAAAAUGUUUUGUCUGAAGUUGAUACAAUUUUUAAUAAUAAGAUUCACAAUAAUAACUAAAAAAAAAACGUGUUCUUGUGUCUUAAUGUAUCUUGUUGACAGUUCUGAGUAGCAAAUUUAAAGUUGCUGUGAUACUUACAAAUUGUUGCAGUUCUAGGACUUCCACAGAGUUGUGUUAUAUGCAUUACCAUAUUUACAAUAAUACAAAUUUGUGAUGGUACUUUGUGUAACCCCAUACAAUAUUUUUCUCAAAUGGCUAGUCUGUCCUUUUUUGCAUAUCUACGUUUACAAUUCUGAGCCUUGUAUAUAGAACCCUGAGAUUCCUAAUUAUAUUGAAAAGAAGUACAAGACAGCUUAUAGGAGGGAAUAACAGAUCUCUAGUACACUGGCCCUCUAAAAUUCCUAGACAUGUUCGGAUGGUUACUGACCAACAGAUGGCAAGAAUGCUCUGUUUCUUAAAGGGUUAAUUCAAUCACUACAACCACUUCCAUGUUUUGAAAAGGUGCUAAUUCUUGAGGUCUGUGUGUGCAAACAGAUCAAACCAAGAAAGAAAAACAGGUUGUGCCUAUUAACAAACAAUUAGUAAGUACAAAAUUAUGAAAAAAAAGUCCAACUGUAUAUAGACCACAAUUUUCUGUAUCAAAUAUUCUUUCUCCAGAUGGAGUUUGUAAUUAAAUUCACAGGUACAUAAACACAAACAGAAGUAGGAAACCAAUUGUGCAGAAUUAUAUAUAGGGUGGAACACACACACCACAUACACUAUGUGAAUGUCCAGACACAUUGUCCAGAGCUUCAAAUAAUCUCUAAUUUGAAUAACAUGCAAUGGUAUGGUUCCACUUGUGGAUCAGUG
Pelobates cultripes (western spadefoot toad) is the source of this 25470-nucleotide messenger RNA. NCBI's taxonomy places the organism in Eukaryota, Metazoa, Chordata, Amphibia, Anura, Pelobatidae. The record is from the annotation of a GenBank genome assembly.